AGAUAAUACUAAAGAGUUUCUGUAUAUGAGUGUCUGUAUAUGAAUGUUUGUGUUUGUUUAUUAAGUGAGCAAUGGAAUGAAACACGUAGUUUGUACAACAUGUACUGACGAAUGGUGAAGAAAAAGCGCCCGAACACGCCUCUUGGAGAUGACAGUGCCUCCAACAGUGUGAGUGGCUCUGCUGUCCCAAGCCCUGUCACUGUCACUCAUGAUGCUGUAGAAGAAGGAAAAGAAGAUAAAAAGCCUCCUGUUUUUAAACAUCCAAAUUUCCAGCAUUCUAGCAAGAGCAGCAACAAGAAGAGAGCCUGGAGAUCACUCAAGCAGAUCAUUGCACAGGAACGAAUGCUUCCAUGGGGAGAUGAUUAUAUCCAUUAUGGUACUAUAGAUGCACCACCAUCAUUCAAGCCUUCUAAAAAGUACUCUGACAUAUCUGGAUUACUGGCGAAAUACAAAGACCCACAGACAAAGUUGCUGUAUGCCAAUGCAGAAGAGUUUUCAACUAUACGCAGUUUACCAAUGGACAUAACAGCAGGAUACCUUUCAUUGCGCAGAGCAAAUAAUCCAAUGGGAUAGGAACAUUGGACUCAAGCAUCAAAAUAUAAGCUCUAGUUUAAUCAAGUUUUCUUUUAAAAAUGUAUUAUUUUUAUAUUAAAAUCUGAAAAACUG
This is a messenger RNA of Schistocerca serialis cubense, 666 nucleotides long. RefSeq names its product INO80 complex subunit C. The record is from RefSeq and is a predicted model, not a curated record. NCBI's taxonomy places the organism in Eukaryota, Metazoa, Arthropoda, Insecta, Orthoptera, Acrididae. The transcript has 5 exons. The coding region runs from base 112 to 573 and encodes 153 amino acids. Gene Ontology annotation, biological process: chromatin remodeling. Gene Ontology annotation, cellular component: Ino80 complex.